AUGAAUAAUUUAGAUAAUCAUAUAGUUCGAAAUGGUCAGAAUAACACAAAAAAUAAUAUAAAUAGCCAUAAAAAAUCGGUAAAUGGUAAUUUGUAUGCCAAUACGGAUGGUAUGCCACCUCCAAUAAAUAAUAAUAAUAAUAAUAAUAAUAAAAACCAACAAAACAAUAUAGGUAAUGACUACAAUUACAAUGAAAACACUUUUUUAAAUAUUUACAAGCAACAACAGCAGCAACAACCACUACACCAACCUAUACAGCAACCUAUUCAACAACCUCUACAGCACCAAUAUAUACAUCAAUCACCACAUAACAAUACUAUAGCUAAAACCCCAUCAUCAAUUUAUAAACAAAAUAGUCAAUAUACUUCAAAUUCCCCAAUACCGUUAAAUUUGAACCAGGAUCUUAGUCCUUUAAACAGUGGUAAUAUUAAAAGUAGACCAUCACCAUCAUAUAGACAGUUACCACCACAAUUACAGCAUCCUCAGCAAUUUAAUGUAAAUACUGUAUAUAACCAACAUCACCUUUUAUCAACACAACCGAUACAGGAGGGCUAUUCAACAUUUUCAUCAUUAUCUCCAACAUCUUCAAUUGAAAUGUUAAAUCAUCAUUACCAAAAAAGUACACAGCAACAACAAUCUCCACACCAAUCUCCUCUUCAAUUUCAACAUAAUCUUCACCAACAACAGCAAUUUCAAAUGCAACAACAGCAACAGCAACAACAACAAUCACAAUUUAAUAUACCACCACUCGAAACUAUUGUUAAUUCAAUUUGUAUUUUUUGCUGUUUGUCAUGUAAAGGAAUUAUUGGUGAUUCGACAUUAGUUGUAGAUGGACGUCAAUCAGUUCAUGACGUUUAUAUGAGAUUAUCAAAGACAUAUCUUUUAAAUAAAGUUACAUCAAUGGUCAUCCAGGGUGAAGAACAAUUAUCAAGCAAUCCAGGCGAAGGGAAUUGCUUUUUUAUAGCAUUAUAUUGUAAAGGAUGCAAUAACUAUAUAGGUAGAAAAUAUACAACCACAACACCACAGUUUAAUUUUUUAUUGGAUAUACAUGUAUUGGAUAUUGACUCUAUUUCUUACUAUCGUGUUGGUGGGGUUUCAUCAAAUACUGACCCGCCACCAUUACCAGUCGAGAAUGAUCAAUUAACUAAAAUGGUCGAUACAAUGAAAAGUAUGAACGAUAGAAUCAUUUGGUUAGAAGAUCAAAUGAGUGUAAUUAUAAAUACAAUACAUGGCUUUAUUCAAGAAAAUGCAAAUACUGAUAAUGGCAAUGAUAUUAUAAGCAGCAAUAAAAACAACAAUAAUAAUGACGAGGGCAGUAAAGAUAAUAAUAUAGAUAUAUCCCAAUCAUCAUUACAAAAGAAUAAAAGAAAUAGUAUUAAUAGUAAGAAUAGUAGCAAUAAAAGUGAUAAAAAAUCAAAAAGAUUAAAAACAAGUGAUGAUGAAAAUGAUAAUAGCGACACUUAA
This is a messenger RNA of Dictyostelium purpureum, 1464 nucleotides long. RefSeq lists its product as uncharacterized. Gene Ontology annotation, cellular component: nucleus; chromosome, centromeric region; chromatin. The record is from RefSeq and is a predicted model, not a curated record. Lineage: Eukaryota; Evosea; Eumycetozoa; Dictyosteliales; Dictyosteliaceae. Bases 1 to 1464 code for a protein of 487 amino acids. Gene Ontology annotation, biological process: CENP-A containing chromatin assembly; chromosome segregation. The transcript has 3 exons.